AUGGCUUCACUCAGAUUUCUCUCGCGUCCCGUCAUUGCUUUGACCUCUUCCGCGCCCCGAACUCUCCCUCGGCUGGUCCGAUUCCAAUCCACGUCGAGCAGUUACGAAAACAUUCUGGUGUCAACCCCUAAGCCGGGUGUCGGACUGAUCACCUUGAACCGACCGCGAGCCCUAAAUGCACUUUCCAGUGCCCUCUUUACGGAACUGAAUGACGCACUCAAGAAGCUCGAAGAUGACAAAGAGAUAGGUGCCAUAGUGUUGACGGGAAGUGACAAGGCAUUUGCAGCUGGUGCGGACAUCAAGGAGAUGGCACCUCUCACCUUCUCCGAGGCCUACGCAAAGAACUUCAUUGCACCAUGGUCCUUCCUGACUACUAUCCGAAAGCCUAUCAUAGCUGCAGUUUCUGGCCAUGCCCUGGGAGGUGGGUGCGAGCUGGCAAUGAUGUGCGAUAUUCUGUACUGCACCAAGACAGCCAACUUUGGUCAGCCGGAGAUCAAACUUGGAACCAUUCCCGGCGCUGGAGGAUCUCAACGGCUUACUGCGGCAAUCGGCAAGAGCAAGGCCAUGGAACUGAUUCUGACGGGGAACAACUUCAGCGGAGAGGAGGCAGAGAAGCAUGGUCUGGCAGCGCGGGCAUUUGACGGCGGGAACAAGGAGGUUCUGGAGGGCGCCUUGGAGACUGCGGCCAAGAUUGCCAGCUACUCGCAGAUUGCUGUCGUGGCGGCCAAGGAGGUUGUCAACAAGAGUCAAGAUCUGGGUGUCAGAGAGGGUGUCGAGUACGAGCGGCGUAUCUUCCACGCGCUCUUUGGCAGCCAGGACCAGAAGAUCGGGAUGAAGGCAUUCGCUGAGAAGAAGAAGCCGGAAUGGUCUCACUCGUGA
This is a messenger RNA of Capronia epimyces CBS 606.96, 879 nucleotides long. Its product is annotated as enoyl-CoA hydratase. The transcript is spliced from 3 exons. Lineage: Eukaryota; Fungi; Ascomycota; Eurotiomycetes; Chaetothyriales; Herpotrichiellaceae. The record is from RefSeq and is a predicted model, not a curated record. Gene Ontology annotation, molecular function: enoyl-CoA hydratase activity. Gene Ontology annotation, cellular component: mitochondrion. Bases 1 to 879 code for a protein of 292 amino acids. Gene Ontology annotation, biological process: fatty acid beta-oxidation.